AUGAAGAAGAAUCCCUCUCUUGCCUUUUUAUCGAUUUUAUUGCCUCUGGCUUUGAUAUCUCUCUCUUCUUCAAAUCCAUGUGACCGCAGAAACCAGAGGGACCCACAAACUCUCCGAUCAGAUCAAAUCACCGUUCUGAUCAACGGCUACUCUGAGUCCCGAAUCCCUCUGCUACAAUCACUUGCCUCCACCUACACCUCUUCCCCACUGGUAUCAUCUGUGCUCGUUCUCUGGGGAAACCCUUCCACGUCAGCUCAAACGCUGGCUCACUUGGCCCACAAUCUCUCCCUCUCCUCCUUUGGUCCAGCUCCCAUCUCUCUCAUCCGCCAGCCAUCAAACAGCUUAAAUGCCCGUUUCCUUCCUAGGCUUUCAAUCGGGACCACCGCAGUUUUGAUCUGCGAUGAUGACGUGGAGGUUGAUGCUAAGUCUUUUGAGUUUGCUUUCAAGGUUUGGAGGUCGAAUCCUGACCGUUUGAUUGGGCUAUUCGUGAGGUCCCAUGAUAUGGAUUUGGGGGCAAAGCAGUGGAUUUAUACUGUCCAUGGUGACAAGUACUCUAUAGUGCUUACGAAGUUUAUGAUUUUGAGAAGUGAGUAUUUGUGGAAGUAUAGCUGUGGAGGUGGAGCCCAGAUGAGUGAGAUGAGGAAGACAGUUGAUGAGAUGAUGAAUUGUGAGGAUAUUUUGAUGAAUUUUGUGGUGGCUGAUGAGGUAAAUGCUGGGCCCAUCUUGGUGGGGGCCGAGAGGGUGAGGGAUUGGGGAGACGCAAGGAAUGAUAGGGAUGGAGGGAUGGGAUUGAAAGAUGAUGGGGAGAGUAGGGUAAGAGAGGUGGGGUUGAGUAGUAGGAGAACAGAGCACAGGAAGAGGAGAGGGGAUUGUAUAAGGGAGUUUCACAAGGUUUUGGGUAGGAUGCCUUUAAGGUAUGGUUAUGGGAAGGUAGUUAAUUCAGUUGGUGAGCAAGGGUUGUGUAAGAAAGGAGGCAAGUUG
Dovyalis caffra is the source of this 981-nucleotide messenger RNA. The record is from the annotation of a GenBank genome assembly. Lineage: Eukaryota; Viridiplantae; Streptophyta; Magnoliopsida; Malpighiales; Salicaceae.